Messenger RNA from Nicotiana tabacum (common tobacco), 861 nucleotides. The record is from RefSeq and is a predicted model, not a curated record. NCBI's taxonomy places the organism in Eukaryota, Viridiplantae, Streptophyta, Magnoliopsida, Solanales, Solanaceae.
AUGCUGGGUAGCACUUUUGGUGGCUGUUUGGUGACGGGUGGGAGGUGCACGGGCAAAGCAGAGCAGGCCAUUUGGCAUUCACAAAGGGCUGGACGUCGGGUUCCAAAGCACCCAGGUUAUAUUCGCGGGAAUUGCUGCGGCUGCCCAGGCAAGUGCAAGGCAUACGGGCGAGUAGAACGGAGAAUCACCAUUCAAGUUAUAUUUCCAGGUUCUUUCCAUCAGGAGUUGGAGACUAGGUGGGCAGGGACGAAGGCGAGAAAUGCAGAUGGGUAUAAGUUGUGGUACUCUGGAGUCGUGAGGGGUAAGAAUAGAGUGGGUAUCUUGGUGGAUAGGGAUCUUAGAGAGUCUGUGGUUGAGGUUAGGCGAGUGAAUGAUAGGCUGAUGUUUAUUAAGUUGGUGAUCGGUGAGUGCACCCUCAAUGUCGUUAGCGUUUACGCACCGCAAGCGGGCUUGAAUGAGGAGGUUAAGAGGCGCUUUUGGGAGGGCUUGGACGAGAUUGUGCAUAGUAUUCCACCUACUGAAAGGUUAUUUAUUGGAGGGGAUUUUAAUGGCCAUAUUGGGGAGGCUGCUGGUAGUUAUGGCGAGAGGGAGGAGCAUCUGGUCACUUUUCGGAGUUCGGCGGUGAAGACUCAGAUCGAUUACCUUCUCCUCAAAAGGUGUGAUAGAGGGUUGUGCAAGGAUUGCAAGGUUAUCCCGGGAGAGACCCUCGCGACUCAGCAUAGGCUCUUAGUGAUGGAAAUCGGCAUUAUGAUGAAGAGGAAGAAGAGGUAUGCUCGUGGCCGACCGAGGAUUAGAUGGGGAGCUUUAACCAAGGAUAAAGCCCAGGAGUUGGAGGCAAGGUUAUCCGCUAUGGGAGCUUAG